AAAAGUACUUACAAGAAGUAUGGCCUAUGGUGAAAAGUGCAUUAAAAGAGCAUGGCAUUGCAUGCGAGCUCAAUCUGGUUGAGGGGUCCAUGACUGUGUCAACCACUCGGAAGACUAGGGAUCCGUAUAUCAUUAUCAAAGCUAGGGAUCUCAUAAAACUUCUGUCACGGAGUGUUCCUGCACCUCAGGCAAUCAAGAUCCUAAAUGAUGAUAUGAAUUGUGACAUUAUCAAGAUUGGUAGCCUUGUACGCAACAAGGAACGAUUCGUGAAAAGAAGAGAACGCCUUUUAGGCCCUAAUUUAUCAACUCUUAAGGCCAUUGAAAUUUUGACUGGAUGCUAUGUAUUGGUUCAGGGAAACACUGUUGCAGCCAUGGGGUCAUUUAAGGGUCUAAAACAAGUUCGCAGGAUCAUGGAAGAUUGCAUCCAAAACGUGCAGCAUCCUGUGUACCACAUCAAGACCCUCCUGAUGAAACGAGAGCUUGCCAAGAAUCCAGCACUAACCAAUGAGAACUGGGAUAGAUUUCUCCCAAAGUUUAAGAAGAAGAAUGUUAAGCAGAGGAAAGUGAAGGCUAAGGAGAAGAAACCUUACACGCCGUUUCCUCCUCCACAACAACCGAGCAAGAUUGACCUUCAAUUAGAAAGUGGUGAGUAUUUCAUGAGCAGUAAAAAGAAAUCAGCAAAGAAGUGGCAAGAGAAGCAGGAGAAGCAGGCGGAGAAGACAGCUGAAAACAAGAGAAAGAGGGAGGCUGCAUUCAUUCCACCGAAGGAACCUUCUAGUCAUGUUGCUGAUUCUACUAAAUCUGACAAUGACAAUGAUGAAGUUGCAGCCAUGGCAAUGUCCUUAAAG
Messenger RNA from Elaeis guineensis (African oil palm), 848 nucleotides. The record is from RefSeq and is a predicted model, not a curated record. NCBI's taxonomy places the organism in Eukaryota, Viridiplantae, Streptophyta, Magnoliopsida, Arecales, Arecaceae.